AUUAUCCACGCACCCGGGCUCAUCUAAGGCCACCUCACUCAUUCCAGAAGCAGCUCUUCCCUUUGCGAUUCCGAUCAGAUCGGUGUCUCUCUCCGUGCUUAACAAAUGCAGUGCCAACCCCAACAGCAGCAAGAUUCCUCCUUUGACUCCGAUCCUCAGCUCCCAACCAUCAAAAUCCACCAUCCGGCUUCACCCCGCCACCACUCUUCCCUGUCCUCAGCACUCACGCCCACCCCCACCGCCGGAGCCCGUCGCAAGAUCGGUGUGGCCGUCGACCUAUCUGACGAGUCCGCCCACGCCGUACGCUGGGCCGUCCAGCACUACAUACGCCCGGGUGACGCUGUCAUCCUACUCCAUGUCAGCCCCACCUCCGUCCUCUUUGGCGCCGACUGGGGUUCCGUAGACCUCUCCAUUCCCUCCGACGUGGUCGGAGAGGACGGCACUGCCAUGCCCGCCUCGAAGCCGUCCAAACAGAAGCUGGAGGACGAUUUCGACGCCUUCAUGGCCUCGAAAGCCGGGGAUCUCGCUAGGCCCUUGCGGGAGGCGCAGAUCCCGUACAAGAUUCACAUCGUGAAGGACCACGACAUGAGGGAGAGGCUCUGUCUGGAGGUCGAGAGGCUGGGCCUCAACGCCGUCAUCAUGGGGAGCAGGGGAUUCGGUGCGGCGCGCCGCGGCAACGACGGUAGGCUCGGUAGCGUCAGCGACUACUGCGUCCACCACUGCGUCUGUCCUGUCGUCGUGGUUCGCUAUCCGGAUGACAAGGAGGCCGGCGAUGGUGGCGCCCGAGCCGUGGUCGACGUGAAGGAAGAGGAGAAAGAAGAUCGGAGAGGUUAAUGCGUUCUUUUGUUCUUUUCGAUAUUCAUAAAAUUUUAAUAUGAGAUGCUUAGCAGGAGAAUGAAGUGACAUUUUCCUCCCAACUGCAGGUAGGAUUUAUAUAUUAUAAUAGGUGUCAGAAAACUUCUAUCAUUCAUCAUUAUGCUUAGCUUGGUGUUGUAGACAGUUUAGAAGGAUCAGCUGACAUGAUGAAGAGUUGAUGUUGUUGGUUUCUGAAACCCUUUGAUGAAAGGGUAGAUUGCAGAAUGCUCUCUCUGUCUCGUAUCAAAAGAUCCUCUAACGUAUGAACUUCGAGUUUGGGGAGUAGGGAUGCAGUCGUUGUGAUUUUAUAGUUGCUUGUUACUAUCUUGCUCCAUUCUCUUUUGCCGUCAUGAUGAAUUUUAUGACAGGCUUAAUGUAUUGGUGGGCAUUUCAAUCAAAGUGGGGCUGAAGAGUAAGAUUAAAGUUGUAGGUGACAUUCUUAUGUGCAAAAACUUAUCUCUAGCUUUAUUCUCCA
Carya illinoinensis is the source of this 1330-nucleotide messenger RNA. RefSeq names its product universal stress protein PHOS34-like. The coding region runs from base 106 to 834 and encodes 242 amino acids. NCBI's taxonomy places the organism in Eukaryota, Viridiplantae, Streptophyta, Magnoliopsida, Fagales, Juglandaceae. The record is from RefSeq and is a predicted model, not a curated record. The transcript is spliced from 2 exons.